Messenger RNA from Ailuropoda melanoleuca (giant panda), 1542 nucleotides. RefSeq names its product H2A.B variant histone 2 (gene H2AB2). The record is from RefSeq and is a predicted model, not a curated record. Gene Ontology annotation, cellular component: nucleosome. Gene Ontology annotation, molecular function: structural constituent of chromatin; DNA binding; protein heterodimerization activity. The transcript is spliced from 2 exons. NCBI's taxonomy places the organism in Eukaryota, Metazoa, Chordata, Mammalia, Carnivora, Ursidae. Bases 613 to 954 code for a protein of 113 amino acids.
GAAUCAGUUGGGCAGCUCCUCAGUAAGUUAAACACAGAAUGACCGUAUGACCCCGCAGUCCCAGUCCUAGGUGUACGCCCGAAGGAAUUGGGAACCGGUGCUCAAACAGAACCCUGCACGGGAGCACCCACCGCGGCGCACUCCCCAUCGGCCCCAAGGUGGAAAUCACCGAAACGCCUGCCCACUGAUGAACGGGCUACGCAACACGAGGUCUGUCCAUGCAGUGGACUACCGUUCAGCCAUCAAAGGACAUGAAGUCCCGAUUCAUGCUACCACGUGGAGGGACCCUAAUGAAAACGUGGGUGCUAAGCGAAAGCAGCCAGACACAAAAAGCCACCUAUUCGUCUUAUGAUCCCAUCUCUAGGCCCAGGCUCUCCGCAGAGGCCAAUGCGGAAGCAGUGACCUCACCGGAUAUACGUGUCACAAAGUGUGCACCCCAGUGAAGGGGGUUGGUCCGUGGUCGCUUGGAUACGACGUAGGCGCCCCGAGUACCCGCUGCUUUAAGAAGCUGGGACCCGCUGGCGCACCGCACCACACCCGCUCCGCACCCACACCGCACCCGCACCGCACCGCGAGCUAGGCCCGUCGGAGAAAGCGCAGCCAAGGUCCAGCAUGCCGGGGGACAGAAGCCGUCGAGGGUCGUCCAGUGGCCAGAGGCGGACCCGCUCCCGCACUGCCCGAGCCGAGCUGUCGUUCUCUGUGAGCCACGUGGAGCGCCUCCUGCGGGAGGGCCACUACGCCCAGCGCCUGGGCUCGUCCGCGCCGGUCUUCCUAGCAGCAGUCAUCCAGUACCUGACGGCCAAAGUCCUGGAGCUGGCGGGCAACGAGGCCCAGAACAGCGGCGGGAGGCGCAUCACCCCGCAGCUCGUGGACAUGGCAGUCCACAACCACGCGCUGCUCAGCGGCUUCUUCGGGACCACGACCAUCUCCCAGGUGGCCCCGGCCUGGAACUAGCUGCCCGACGACGCGACCUGGGUGGCCGGGCCUCGGCCGGCCGGCCAUCAGGCACCAGCCAGGCCUGCUCGCAGCUGGGGCGGCCCCGGCCUGGCUGGUGCCUUGGGCAGAGUCCUAGACGGUCAAGAAAAAUGGGUCAAGAAACCCACGUGUCAAAGCAAUAAAAAAAGAAAGAAGCCCCGUGUGUGUGUGCUUCAGUCGCUUUGCGUGGGACGUGGUUGUGGGGCGCCCCUCUCGUUGGAGCGGCGGAGGGGCGGGGGUGGUGGCGGCGUCCGCCUGCGGUGCGGGGAGCGGUCGGAGUCCGGGAGGACCGAGAAGAGCAGUUUCUCUCGGGGACGCUGCAGCGGGUGGCCCUGGGUGGGAGGGGCUGGCUGGGCUGGGGGUGAGGCUGGGGCACAGAAGACCCCCGCGUUGGCUCUGAGCAAGUGAGAGCCCGGGACGGGCCCGGGAGGGAUGGUGUUCCUUGGGCCGGAGCUCAAGACCGUGACUGUGGCGUCGUGAUGGGGGCGAACGGACAACGGCAACCCGGGUGCGGGACGGAGGGGUGGACAGACCCGUUGGUACACCGAGUCUAGUGGGGCGGGGGCU